AUGGACCUGAGCAGCCUUGAAAGGGGAGCCUGGAGAAUGCCUACAAACGCAGGCUCACCAGGAAAAGAAGGGGCCUUGAAUGCCAACUUGAUUGAACUGGUGAACAAUUUGGCCACUGGAAAAACUGUGAACAAUCAGAGUGGAUCCACAGACAAAUCCACUAACUUGGGAAUGUGUGGAAGGCUGAGGUCCAAGGCCAUUUUUCUUGGCUAUAAGUGGGGUCUCUGGAACCAGGAGGAGCACACAGCUCUUCUUAAAACUGAAGGUGUUUAUGCUGGAGAUGAAACUGAAUUCUAUCUAGGCAAGAGAUGUGCUUAUGUGUACAAGGCAAAGAACAACACAGUGACUCUUGGUGACAAACCAAACAAAACCAGAGUAACCUGGGGAAAGGUAACUCGUGCUCAUGGAAACAGUGGCAUUGUUUAUGUCAAAUUCCAAAGCAACCUUCUUGCUAAGGCCAUUAUACACAGAAUCCGUGUAACGCUGUACCCCUCAAGGAUUUAA
Messenger RNA from Myotis lucifugus (little brown bat), 504 nucleotides. RefSeq names its product 60S ribosomal protein L35a-like. Gene Ontology annotation, molecular function: structural constituent of ribosome. Gene Ontology annotation, biological process: cytoplasmic translation; ribosomal large subunit biogenesis. NCBI's taxonomy places the organism in Eukaryota, Metazoa, Chordata, Mammalia, Chiroptera, Vespertilionidae. Gene Ontology annotation, cellular component: ribosome; cytosolic large ribosomal subunit. The coding region runs from base 1 to 504 and encodes 167 amino acids. The record is from RefSeq and is a predicted model, not a curated record. The transcript is spliced from 4 exons.